ACCAAUCAGUUAUCGAGAGGUGGAGGUACCAUCCCACUUACAGUUUCAUGCUUGGUUGAGGUGCAAGGCUCUUUCCGGCGCCUUUUCCUCGCGAUUUUGGUUCGUUCUUCAGUAGCACCGACCUGAGAUUGUGAGCUCAGAAUCAUGCAAGACCACAUCCAGAAAUCGGGCGGCAGGAACCGCAGCGACAACAACAGCCCACGCAAGAGGGACUACCGCCAGGAUCCAGUCUCCGGGCCCGGCGGUGCUGCCGCCAACAACCACCAUCACCAGCAGCAGGCGGCCUCCCGACAUGGCGGCGACCGAGUCGAUACCGGCAUCACCGUCGACAUGACCAAUUUCCGCAAACCUGGCGAGAAAACCUACACGCAGCGCUGCCGCCUGUUCGUCGGCAACCUGCCCAACGACGUGACCGACGAGGAAUUCAAGAAGAUGUUCGACAAGUACGGAGAGCCGUCCGAGAUCUUCAUCAACAAGGAUAAAGGGUUCGGCUUCAUCAGGCUGGAAACUAGAACCUUGGCUGAGAUUGCAAAGGCAGAACUUGAUGAUACUACCCUAAGAGGAAGACAGAUAAGAAUUCGAUUUGCAACACAUGGUGCUGCUCUGACAGUCAAGAAUCUUCCUCAGUUUGUAUCAAAUGAGCUGUUGGAUGAAGCAUUCUCUAUCUUUGGUCCUGUGGAGAGAGCAGUGGUGAUUGUUGAUGACCGUGGAAAACCAACUGGAAAAGGCAUUGUAGAGUUUGCAGCAAAACCUGCAGCUCGCAAAGCUCUGGACAGAUGCACAGAUGGUGCAUUCUUAUUGACAGCCUUUCCAAGACCUGUGACUGUUGAACCGUUCGAUCAGUAUGAUGAUGAAGAUGGACUUCAGGAAAAACUGGUCCAGAAAAAUCAGCAUUAUCAUAAGGAACGGGAGCAGCCGCCCAGAUUUGCACAGCAUGGGUCAUUUGAAUAUGAAUAUGCCAUGAGGUGGAAGGCUCUGCUUGAGAUGGAGAAGCAGCAGCAGGAGCAAGUUGAUAGAAAUGUGAAGGAAGCACGAGAGAAACUGGAAGUAGAACUGGAAGCUGCGCGUCAUGAGCACCAAGUCAUGCUAAUGAGACAAGAUUUAAUGAGGCGUCAAGAGGAAUUGAGGCGCAUGGAAGAAUUGCACAAUCAAGAACUGCAAAAGCGUAAACAAAUAGAACUGAGGCAAGAAGAGGAGCGUAGAAGACGCGAGGAGGAAAUGCUUUUGCGUCAGCGUGAAAAAGAAGAAAUGAUGAGAAGACAACAAGAGGGAUUCCGAGGGAACUUCACUGAAAAUAGAGAAAAUAUGAGGAUGGAAGAAAUUGCCCAAAGGAGUGGGAUGGCCAUGCCAGUGGGUCUAACUGCAGCUGAUUUUACCAAUCUUAAAGCAGCCUCUGCAAACCAAGUACCUCAGCCACUUAUGGGAAUGAACAGGCCAACCGUGAAUACCAGUGCACCACCUCCACAAGGGCCACCUGGGAACCUGGGCAGCCAAAUGCCAGAAAACAAUAUGGGAAUGAUCAGGAUCAAUUAUGACAAGUUCCCUACUGGACCAACUUCUGCGUAACUGGUUAACACAGGAGGUUCAGUAAAAGAAUGAACUUGGUUUGCAGACAGUGGUCAAAAUGAGAUGCAGGAAUGGAUAGCAAGUGCAAGAAAACCUAAGGGGAAGGUAUGAAUACAGACUUCUGGAAAAUGCUGAGGAAGAAACUUAAGAGUUUAAAUGAGUGAAAGUCAACAACUCAAAACAAACUGCUGGGGGAUUAUUCAUAAAUUGAGUUUUGUACUCCAUUUAUUUGGUUUUGUGUAGACUUGUCUGUUUUAAGUCUCCACAGUUAUAUUGAGAGCAAGUUUAUUCUUCUGUAAUCUUUGAUACAGUGUGUUUCAGUUGUUGUACAUACUGUUGCUUGAAGUCUGUAAUUGUGACUUACUCAAUAUAUCUUAAUACAGAAAAAAUAUUGUGUGUAAUUUCUAUCGACUCUUUCCAUUAUCCUUGUAUCCAGAUUUGUCAUGCUAAUUUUUAAAAAACUCAUCAGGUUGGAAUUACGUGCUGUCUACCAGUGAAGGUGUUAGAGCUCCACCACUGGAAAGAAGUUGUAAUUGCAUUGUGCUAAGUUUAUUGUAGGCAUUUCCUGUUUUCAUAUUCGUGGUGGAAUUUAUAAUGAGAGCAAAUCAGUAUAUCAAAUGGAACUUGAAAUACAUCUGUGCUCCCGUGUCCAAAUAUCCCUCUUCACUAGAAUACAUUUGAUCCUAACUUGAUAUCCAGUGCUCCAGGACCUGAUUUAGCAUAGCAAUUACAUAAUUGGCAAGCAGGUUCUCAUUUGAUUUCCGACAUUCCAAAAGCAGUGUCACCUGUGUUCGUAAACAAAGAAUAUGCCAAACUAUUUGCUCAUGUAUAUAGUGAAUAAAGGCCAAGAUUCUGUACUGGAAUGAAGGAUACAGUUGGAACAUGGAUAUCUGUGUCACUUUUAAUGGUGCUAUUGUAAUAGUGUUUGUGCCAGUGCACCACUGUGUUAACGUGAAAAUAAAAUGUAUUUUAGAAGCUUGCAAA
Molecule: messenger RNA, 2550 nt
Organism: Stegostoma tigrinum
Lineage: Eukaryota; Metazoa; Chordata; Chondrichthyes; Orectolobiformes; Stegostomatidae
Product: non-POU domain-containing octamer-binding protein-like
Exons: 11
Coding region: 145-1566 (473 amino acids)
Biological process (GO): regulation of DNA-templated transcription
Cellular component (GO): nucleus
Molecular function (GO): RNA binding
Source: RefSeq, a predicted model, not a curated record